Gadus morhua (Atlantic cod) is the source of this 4796-nucleotide messenger RNA. Its product is annotated as netrin receptor UNC5D-like. Gene Ontology annotation, cellular component: membrane. Gene Ontology annotation, biological process: axon guidance; netrin-activated signaling pathway. The record is from RefSeq and is a predicted model, not a curated record. Lineage: Eukaryota; Metazoa; Chordata; Actinopteri; Gadiformes; Gadidae. Gene Ontology annotation, molecular function: netrin receptor activity; protein binding.
CUGCACGCCUCUGUUUGUGUGCGUGUCUUUUUUUUUUCCUCACUCGCGCACGCUUAGUUCGAGAGUCAUGAGAGCCAGGCUACUUUUUAAUUUCGUUCUGACCGCACUGCAAUCCUCCGCGAUGCCAGUGCCACUACUGUACUCCUGCCUCGGCUGAGGCGGGCAGCGAGAGACAGCGCGGAGGAGGAGAGGAGGAUGUGGGUGAGGAGGAGGCUGUGAAGCCGCCACGGUCGCCGCCCGAAACCAAAUGCUUCUCCAGGGAGCCCGCGAUGCGAUGGGAUGGGGCUCCGGACCAUGAUGGGUCGGAUUUCCAUAGGAUGCUACCUGAGAUGUGGCAUCCUCGUGCUUUUUGCCUCGCGAGUCCAGGCUACCUCGGCGAGAGGGUCCAGGGGCGAGGCCCUCCAGUCCGGGACCCUGCCCCGCUUCCUGCAGGAGCCCGACGACGCCUACAUCAUCAAGAGCCACCCCAUCAAGCUGCGCUGCCGGGCCCAGCCCGCACUGCAGAUCUUCUUCAAGUGCAACGGGGAAUGGGUCCAUCAGAGCCAGCACCUGGCCCAGGAGCACACCGACCUGGGCACCGGGGUGAAGUUCCGCGAGGUCCUGAUUAACGUGUCGCGGCAGCAGGUGGAGGACUUCCACGGGCCCGAGGACUACUGGUGUCUGUGUGUCGCCUGGAGCCACCUGGGGACGUCCAAGAGCCGCAAGGCCAGCGUCCGCAUCGCAUACCUGAGGAAGAACUUUGAGCAGGACCCCCAGGGCACCGAGGUGCCUCUUAAGGGCAUGAUCGUGCUGCACUGCCGGCCCCCAGAGGGCGUGCCAUUGGCCGAGGUAGCCUGGCUGAAGAACGACGAACCGCUGGACACGGACGCUAAGGUCGGCUCGAGAGCCGACCACAACCUCAUCAUCUCUGAUGCCCGCCUGUCUGACUCGGGCAACUACACCUGCCUGGCGAGCAACAUCGUUGCCAAGCGGCGCAGCGCCAACGCCGCCGUGGUCGUUUACGUGAACGGCGGCUGGUCUCUGUGGACCGACUGGUCGCUGUGUAACGUGCGCUGUGGGCGGGGCUUGCAGAAGCGCUCGCGCACCUGCACCAACCCGGCGCCACUCAACGGGGGGGCCUUCUGCGAGGGCAUGUCGGUGCAGAAGAGCACCUGCAGCACACUCUGUCCAGUGGACGGCGGCUGGGGCCCGUGGAGCCUGUGGACGGCGUGCGGCGUGGACUGCGGGCGCCAGCGGAGCCGGGACUGCGCCGAGCCCGAGCCGCGGCACGGGGGCCGGCCCUGCGACGGCCCCGGGCUGGGGGCCGACAACUGCACCGGGGGCCUCUGCAUACAGAAUGGAAAGCUGCUUCAUGACAUCAAGCCACAAGAGGUGGAGAGCAGCAGUGACGUGGUGCUGUACUCUGGGCUGAGUGCGGGGGUCCUGACGGUGGUGGUCCUGAUCGUGGUGGUCACUCUGUACCGGAGGAGCCACAGCGAGUACGGCGUGGACGUCAUCGACUCCUCCGCCCUCACCGGCGGCUUCCAGUCCUUCACCUACAAGACGUCCCACCAAGGAAACCCCCUGCUGAUCAACUCGUCCAUGCAGCCUGACCUGAGCGGGUCGCGGACCUACACCAGCCCCAUGUGCUUUCAGGACUCCAUGGACAAGGAGCUGAUGGCCGACCACUCCCUGCUGGACCCGCUGCCCGACAUCAUGGUCAAAGGGAGAGGGGAGAGGGCCGAGUACCCGAUGAUGUCCCAUCCCAGGACCUUCCCGCGGGGCGUGGCGCCGGACUACCAGGGCGUGGGCGUAGACGCCACGCUGGGCCGCAGGGGGAAGACCCUCUUCAUCCCGCACGGCCUGCCCCGGCCUCCUCCCCCUCCUCUUCCUCCCCCGCUGAAGACCACCAGGGUGCUGGGCCACGCCGGAGGAAGGCUGGUCGUACCCAACACUGGCAUUAGCCUGCUGGUGCCCCGCGGAGGGAUAGCUGAAGACACGAGCUGGGAGAUGUACAUGAUCAUCAACCAGGAGGACAGCAGCACGGGGCCAGAGGACGAGGACGAGGUCCUGCUGAGCCCGGAGGUGACCUACGGCCCCCCGGGGCUGGACCUGUCCUGCCCCGUGGCUCUGUCGGUGGCGCACUGCGCCGACCUCAGCGGCCCCGCCGACGCCACCUGGGCCGUCCGUCUGAAGAGGAGGACCCCGGAGAACAAGUGGGAGGAAGUGAUGUCCAUGGACGAGGAGAGCACCUCCUGCUACGGCCUCCUGGAGGCGGAGCGGUGCCACCUGCUGCUGGGCCGCCCGGGCCGCUACGCCCUGGUGGGCCGGCCCCUGAGCCAGGCAGCCGCCAAGAGGCUGAGGCUGGCCGUGUUCGGGAGCCCCGACCUCAGCAACCCGCUGGGCUACAACCUGAGGGUGUACUGCGUGGAUGACACCCCCCACGCCCUGCAGGAGUUCUCGUUCGCCCAGGUGUGGGGCCGGGACCACCACCCGCUGCAGUGUGCCUUCUCCCUGGAGCGCCUCGGUCCCCCGCCCACGCCCCCGCAGCUCUCGUGCAAGAUCAGCGUACGGCAGGUCAAAGGUCGCGAGCAGAUCCUCCAGGUGUACACGCCGGCGGCGGAGAGUGAAAAGGGGCUGAUUCCUCUCUUCCCCCGGUCCCACUGUCCCCUCACCUCCGAGUCGGGGUCCACCGCCUUCAAGAUCCCGUCCAUCCAUCAGCGCAUCUGUGCCACCUUCGACUCGGCCAACUCCAAGGGCAAGGACUGGCAACUGCUGGCCCAGAAGCUCCACGUAGACAGGAACCUGAGCUACUUUGCCUGCCAGAGGAGCCCCUCAGCGGUCAUCCUCAGCAUGUGGGAGACCCAGCACCAGACCUCGGGGGACGUGGACUCCCUGGCCUGUGCUCUGGAGGAGAUCGACAGGGCCCCGUCACCCGGGACACUCACCCCACUGGGCAGGGCAGCGACCGGCCAGACUCUGGAUUCUCUUAAAACACAAAACGCCCCAGGGGGGGCGGGGGCAGGCCUCUGUAGGGGAUUUUUAAGUUGCAUGAGCUCUGGUGAGGUUCCCGUGGUGGAGCUACAGGAGGCGCAGGAAGAGGAGGCGCAGUAGCAGCGGUGGUGUUGGAGCCCGACUAGCGGUUCCGCCCAGAGGAGGGGUUCCCAGGAGGAGGAACGCCGCCGUGAGGAAGGCAAGGGACAGACAGACAGGGAGAUCCUGGAGGCUUCGUUCCGCCUGUGGUGUCGGUCACUCCGAGCUGCGCGGUGCAGCCACAGGCAACAGCUCGGAGGAAGAGAAGGAACGCUGAGCUUCUUCACUUUGUAUUCGUGUCCAAACAAAAAGAUAAUAACCUUUGCUUUGGUCCCAGCGCAACACCACGCUCGGACACGGAGAACGCUGGAGCAGCAGUGCCAACGCAGGCAAGGAAGAGAGGGAAGAGAGGGCUUCCCUCGGGGGGCUGGGACGGUUCAAGAAUACUAAGAAACGCGUGCAGCUCGGACCGCCUCUCACUGAGCCCUGAGGACCGACCAUACUACUUAUUUCUUCGGGGGGGUCUGCCAAAAUGUUAGUGUUUUAUGUCUCUGGUCGUAUUCUUUUCACUCAUGUUUUAUUGCGUUUUUCCCUGUGUUUCUAAUGUUACAAAGACAGGGUGAAGCUCUGCGAGACUCAUCGACUCAGCUUUGAUAGUAAGUUAAUCCAACGAUUCAUCCGAUCAUCAAACACUAAACAGAACACACAGUGAGUGAAACUGAAAGUGAAAGACCGUCAGAGGGAGGGGAUGUGUGUGAGCAGGGAUUUUUGGAAGCACUAUAAUAUCAUCUUGCUGUAAAAAUAAACAGUUUCUCUGACCAUGGGAACAUACACGUACACCAAAUGAAAGGCUCUCUCUCUCUCUCACACAUACAUACAGACACACGUACAGAAAAACAACUCUCACACAGGAAAGCGACACACACACAGGAACAAAACAACACUUUAUCUCUCUCACAGGAACACACACACACCCACACAAUGACAGCUCUCACAUACACAAAGAAACGCAAACACACACACACACUGACAGCUCUCAUACACACAGAAUCGCACACACCAACCCAAACAACUAACUAACUCCGAAUGUAGUCUUACAUACAUAUCCUGUUGUUGUCAUAAAGUCGUAUUCUACUGCAGAUUAUACCGUUGGCCGUCGCUUUGCUUUGAGAUCUUUUUGAUCAGUACUUUUCCGAUAUGAGUGAGUGUUACCAUGCCAUUGUUUCGCAGAGGAACACCUUGUGUUAGCCCUCAUCGGGAUUCUACUUUAGAGGAGCCUCGCUCAGAUCCCCUUCCAAGAUGUGGUUUCUCCUUGGAGAUAUCUCUCCUCCGAUUCCCCCCCCCCCCCAAACACGUUCUCCCACCCCGAGGCAGGGCCCGGUACCCCUGCAGAACCCUAACGUAUUAAGACCAAUCCCCCAAUUUUAAUCCUAAAAAAACUAUAGCUAACACACCUGACGUACCAAACCAAAUUGACCAUGUCGGAUAAAAAGUUGGUUGUUCCUUUAAAGCUAUACCAACCCUGUAAACCGAUGCAUGCACAGCCUUCUGCCUCCCCCGGCCCACUCCCCCCCUCACACACCCCACCGUUGUCGUUUCGGUACUUUUGCCAUGUGGUGACUUUGGAAAGAUAGGCUGGCUGAACUGGAAUUAAUGUUUUAUUUUAAAAAGAAAACACAAAAAAAACUCUUCUGAACAGUUAUUCCUGUUGUGUCUGUGUCCAAUGUGGUCCAACAACCUUGAUGAGUAACCGUUUCAAUAUUAAAAACAAUGGUUUUAACAUC